GGCGCCGCGGCCGUAAAGCGGCGCCGCGAGACCACGUGGGCUCCGAGGCGACCCGCGGCGCCGGGGAGGGUGUGGGCCCUCCGAUGGCGGGUCCCGUGCAGGCCGGCGGGGCAAGAACCCUGGACCUGCUCCGGGCCUUGCCCCGUGUGAGCUUGGCCAACCUAAAACCGAAUCCAGGCUCCAGGAAACCGGAAAGACGGCGAAGAGGUCGGAGAAGAGGUAGAAAAUGUGGCCGAGGCCAUAAAGGAGAGCGGCAGAGAGGAACCCGGCCCAGACUGGGUUUUGAGGGAGGCCAAACCCCAUUUUACAUUCGAAUCCCAAAAUACGGGUUUAAUGAAGGUCAUAGCUUCAGACGCCAGUAUCAGCCUUUGAGUCUCAAUAGAUUGCAAUAUCUUAUUGAUUUGGGUCGCGUGGAUCCUACUCAACCUAUUGACCUAACUCAACUUGUCAAUGGGAGAGGUGUGACCAUCCAGCCACUUAAAAGGGAUUAUGGUGUCCAGCUGGUAGAGGAGGGUGCUGACACCUUUAAGGCGAAAGUUAAUAUUGAAGUACAGUUGGCUUCAGAAUUAGCCAUUGCUGCAAUUGAAAAAAAUGGUGGUGUUGUUACUACAGCUUUCUAUGAUCCAAGAAGUCUAGAAAUUCUGUGCAAACCUGUUCCAUUCUUUCUGCGUGGACAACCUAUUCCAAAACGAAUGCUUCCUCCUGAAGCACUGGUACCGUAUUAUACCGAUGCAAAGAAUCGUGGUUACCUGGCGGAUCCUGCCAAAUUUCCUGAAGCAAGACUUGAACUUGCCAAGAAGUAUGGCUAUAUUUUACCUGAUAUCACUAAAGACGAGCUCUUCAAAAUGCUUAGUACUCGAAAGGAUCCAAGGCAGAUUUUCUUUGGUCUUGCCCCUGGAUGGGUGGUGAAUAUGACAGAUAAGAAAAUCCUAAAACCUACAGAUGAGAAUCUCCUCAAGUAUUAUAGCUCAUGAAUUCUCUUUCAAGAAAGCAGAGUUGUAAGAGAGUUCUGGAAGAAAAGGGACUGAAACAUACAUAUUUCUCAUGGUCUCAUCUUGAUUUGUGAUUCUCUAGGUAUUGAUGAUAAUUUCCCAUGUAACCCUAUUUCCAUUUUUAUCUAAAAUUGAAAUAAAAAAUGCAAUAAGCAAUGGCUGCAUAGAAGAACUGAA
Molecule: messenger RNA, 1169 nt
Organism: Canis lupus familiaris (dog)
Lineage: Eukaryota; Metazoa; Chordata; Mammalia; Carnivora; Canidae
Gene: MRPL15
Product: mitochondrial ribosomal protein L15
Exons: 5
Coding region: 84-974 (296 amino acids)
Biological process (GO): translation
Cellular component (GO): mitochondrial large ribosomal subunit
Molecular function (GO): structural constituent of ribosome
Source: RefSeq, a predicted model, not a curated record